AUGGCUACCUCAACAGCACUCACUGAUCUACAACUGGUCCGACCCUUGGUGGAUGCUCUGUAUAGCAGGUUAUUCACAGAGUUACAAGCGGCCGAAGACCACUAUGCGGCUGAGAUGAGAGCUGCCUCGGAGAUCCAACGGAUAUUCCGCGGGGCCCUCUGCCGCUUCCGAUACGAAAAGGUUCGACGAGCUAUUGAGUUGAUCCAGCGUGUCUAUCGCGGCUUUGUGACGAGAUGUGAAGUGCAGGCGCUGAGGGCUCGGAGGCUCAAGGAUCAACAGUUGGCUUUCUUCAAUGCCCAAGCCGAGUCGAUACAACGCGUGUUCAAAGGCUUCUGGUCGAGGAGGUACCUGCACGACUACUACGCAAUGAAGAGAUAUCUUUUGGAGGUUGUGGAGCGAGGAGAGCGGUCGCGUACAUAUCUACAGGAGGUAGCGGAUGCUCAUCUGAAAGAACAGCUAGAGUGCCCUGGAGUCUACAACCCUCCCUAUGCGAAGUCCCAACCACAUGUGUUGGGAGAGGUCCAACCCAAGCAGGCCCCACAGGGCGACGUAGCUCCCGAUUUGGUAGGCUUCGUCGUGGCUAGAGAGGCUCUAGCUUGCUAUGGUAUACAGGCAUAUGAGAAGUUCUUGCUUUCUACGGCUACAGCGAAUGUAGGCCGCCAACAGGCCAUCCAGGGGCCCUUUAAGACGAGUCGGCAGAUCGCAUUGUUGAACUCUCGAGCUGCGACUAACUUCCGCUCGCUGACUAGCUCAGUGCGCUACGAUAAAGUAGAUAAGGAGGUUCGAAUGCAAAAGAGAAUAGCCAAGAUGACCUACAAGGGGCCUGGGUUCAGGGUUAUGAAAACGCACGUGUCGCGUCCAGGCCCAACAGUGCAGGCGGACAGUCUUUAUACCGCUCCGGUGGAAUUCCGUAGUGAUUAUACUGAACUCCCGAAGAUACCUGGCAAGGUCCAGUUCCUAACUGCUGUGGAGUCCGGCAAGAGCUUCCAGGAUUAUACUGCGGAGUUGGCGCAGCAAGAGGUUACCUCUGAGGUACCUAGGCUGCCCCCACUUACUCCUAAGGCAUGA
Molecule: messenger RNA, 1068 nt
Organism: Perkinsus marinus ATCC 50983
Lineage: Eukaryota; Perkinsozoa; Perkinsida; Perkinsidae
Exons: 11
Coding region: 1-1068 (355 amino acids)
Molecular function (GO): protein binding
Source: RefSeq, a predicted model, not a curated record